UGUAAACAGUAUUCAAAGGGCGAGGAGAGGCUGGAGAGACGUGGUGGUGACUGUCACAUCUUGCAUAGCUAUGAGGUGACUGUUGGUGACUGUAUCCAAGAGUGCCUCACCAAACCUGAUAGUGCCAAAGUGUGAAGAUGACGCAGACAGUGAGGAGCUUAACAGACGAGAUCCUUGCCAAGCUGGGGGCCACCUCCCUCACGCAGGUGACUUCCACUCUCCCCAGUGCCCUCACCUCAGGAGUCCAUCUGAAUGAGGCAGAGGCAGGCGAUGAGGAGGAAGCCUUCCACCAGCUUUCCCUCACCCACUCCACCCUCCUCCAUCACCGAGUGGCACAGAGACUCUACAGACCAAAGCUGCAGGAUGGAGAGACCAGUGUGGAGCUGCCUGAGGAGGUGGAGGAGGGUAAGAAAGUCAUCCUGUCCACCACCAGCAAGGAGGAGACUAUGAACCUCCUUCGGAAACUGCCUGCAGAGUGGACAGUGGUUCAGAUCACGUCUCUAGAGGACAGUGAGGAGCGCUUUAGAAGAGUGGGGAGUCCAGCCACAACACCUGGCCUCUACCUGUCCCGCUGUGUGUGUGGACCGAGCCCCUCAGUGGUGGUGCAGACUGUAGCAUCACCCAAGAACAUGAGCGUCAGCAGCAUCCUCCAGGAGAUGACGAACAUAAAGAGUGACAUCAAGAGUUCGUUCAUUGGGGGCACUUCGGGAGACUCCCAGCAAAGGAUUGGUGAUAAGAAGGAGGCGCUGAAUUUUAGGAUGAAGAACCUGGUGAAGAGCAUGGAGGUGGCUUGGCUGCGUCACUGGUGCUGUCUGCUGGUGGGCUCCUUGCACCCUAAGGAAGAGAAGGUCCUGGAGAAGGUCACAUCACACAUAGUCUCUGCCCACAAACUCACUCUUACUGACUCACAGAAGCAGUGUCUUAAGUGCAUCAUCAGUUGUCCCGUUGGGGAGUGGGAGGGUGAGGUGGAGGAGAGGAUCCGUGCUGGGGUGGCAGCCGUGCUGGGGGAGGGGCUGAGGAGCCGUGUUGUGAAGGACGUGUGCUCCUCCAUCAAGAAGGCUAAAGAUGUCCUCACACCUCUCAGAAAGGCCACCAGGAACCCUCUAAUUCUGGUGCUGGAUAAGAGCACCGUGGUGCUGCCGUGGGAGAUGGUCUGGGUGUUGAGGAACCAGCCCGUCACCAGGAUGCCAAGUGUGCGCAUGCUGGCUCUGCUCUAUGAGCACCAUGCCAACCUGGCAGACAGUGUGCUGGUGCAGGGAGUGGAUGUGAAGAAAGGCUUCUACUUGCUGGACCCUGAGGGGAACCUGCCCAGGACUCAAGAGCGCCUCAAGGGAGUGCUUGAGAUGACCCACUGGCCAGGCAUCACGGCACGGGUCCCAUCACACCAGGAAUUCUCGUCAGCACUUGUCAGCAAUGAUGUGUUCCUGUAUGCAGGACAUGGGUCAGGGAGUCAGUACCUGCCAGGGGAGCUGGUGGAAAAGGUGAUGUGCCGGGCACUGGUGCUGCUCUUUGGCUGCAGCUCAGUGCGGCUGUUGCCCCGUGGCAGGAUUCCGGAUCCCUGGGGUGUUGUGAUGCACUACUUUAUUGCCAACUGCCCAUGUGUGGUGGGGAUGCUAUGGGAGGUGACAGACCGUUCAAUAGAUCACCUCACCACUGAGAUGAUCAUGGCUCUGCAAAACUCUCUCAAGGAGUCUACUUCUGCCCAAGGCAAUGUGCCCUCAGACGUGGCCCUCCUGGUGGCCCGUUCUCGUGACCUCCCCAAGCACUACAUCAUGGCAUCAGCCCUGUGUGUGUAUGGCCUGCCUCUCCACUUAGUCCACAGUGAUGAGUCUGCAGCUGACUGACUCCUGUGGUCUGCCAGCCCACAGCCCCUAAUCAGAGGAGACUAAUCAGGAAGGACAGAGGCCAAUACCUUGUCUAUCACUCCCUGGCCGCGCGGGACUGAGCUGUUGGCCAUCUCCAUGUAAAGGCCUGCGACACCACGCAGGUGACAAUCUCAAACAACAAAGCGGAACUGAGGGUCACGGAGCCUUGACUCAUGCAGGCCACUGUUCACCCGAAUUUCACACCUCCCUCAGUGACAACAUAAAGGUCAUGAUUCGAGGCUGAAAUAAAUUAAGAAAAAAGCUUAUUUCUGUAUUUCUUCCUCCCUAUGAUUUGAACUCUUUCAAGAGUUUCAAGACACUUAUCCUCCAAUUUUGAUGAUACUUUUGACAUCUCUUUUGGGACUAGUACAUUAGUGUGGCUUUUAUUUAUUCAUUUUCUCGCUCUUGGCCAGUGCUCCUCUUACAUAAAAAAUUCUGAUUCUUACUUUUUCCCUAGAAGUUACGAUGCAGUUUUGAUUUUGGUUUAUUGAUCUAUUUAUUUAUUUUAUCUUAUUCUUUCAGAAGUUAUGACUACUUUUAUGAAGGGAGAUGACGAAGUUUGGCUUUUUUUCAUUCUUUAAUUAAAUAUUACCAGCAGCGAUGUACCAUUCUGCCGGAUGUUAAUGUUACUGCACAAGCCACGAUUCGCUGAUAACGCGUGAAUAAAGAAUCCGUAAUGAGAAACUGUUCUCUCAUAAGAAACCAUUUUUGCAGAUUCCCACAGGUCCUUUUUUCUCCCCCGCUAAUGAAGAGAAACCCUCGAAAACUUGUCACGAAAGUCAUGUAAAGACUCGUGAAAUAAAAAAGUAAAAGCACACUUGAUCCUGGUAAAACUACUCUAGAUAAGGCACUGAAACAUCCGAGAAUGUGAUGAUUUGCGAAACAUUGCUUACAGAGUGACUCAUGAUGUUUUGUUCUGGGCCCACAAGAGGUGUCUUACAACAUUGUAUCUGCCUCAGUGACGAUUAACAAGUGUGAGUGUCACCCUUGAUAAGCUUGACCUCU
Scylla paramamosain (green mud crab) is the source of this 2870-nucleotide messenger RNA. RefSeq names its product separin-like (gene Sse). The transcript is spliced from 13 exons. Gene Ontology annotation, biological process: proteolysis; meiotic chromosome separation. Gene Ontology annotation, cellular component: mitotic spindle; centrosome; nucleus. Lineage: Eukaryota; Metazoa; Arthropoda; Malacostraca; Decapoda; Portunidae. The coding region runs from base 138 to 1844 and encodes 568 amino acids. Gene Ontology annotation, molecular function: cysteine-type endopeptidase activity. The record is from RefSeq and is a predicted model, not a curated record.